Rhincodon typus (whale shark) is the source of this 477-nucleotide messenger RNA. Its product is annotated as ADP-ribosylation factor-like protein 5B. Gene Ontology annotation, molecular function: GTPase activity; GTP binding. The annotation marks the transcript as partial. The record is from RefSeq and is a predicted model, not a curated record. The transcript has 4 exons. Gene Ontology annotation, biological process: intracellular protein transport; protein localization to Golgi membrane; vesicle-mediated transport. NCBI's taxonomy places the organism in Eukaryota, Metazoa, Chordata, Chondrichthyes, Orectolobiformes, Rhincodontidae. Gene Ontology annotation, cellular component: trans-Golgi network; cytoplasm.
UUUAGAGCACAAAGUUAUCAUUGUUGGGCUGGACAACGCUGGGAAAACAACCAUCCUUUAUCAAUUCCUAAUGAACGAGGUGGUCCACACAUCACCCACAAUUGGCAGCAAUGUGGAAGAAAUAGUUGUGAAAAACACUCAUUUCCUAAUGUGGGACAUUGGUGGCCAAGACAUGCUUCGUUCAACAUGGAGCACGUAUUAUACAAACACUGAGUUCGUCAUUCUAGUUGUGGACAGCACAGACCGAGAACGGUUGACAAUUACGAAAGAGGAGCUGUACAAAAUGCUGGCACAUGAGGACCUGCGGAAGGCAGCUGUGCUGGUAUUUGCCAAUAAACAAGACAUGAAGAACUCUAUGUCGGCAGCUGAAAUUUCCAAAUUUCUAACACUAACUUCGAUCAAAGAUCAUCCAUGGCAUAUCCAAGCCUGUUGUGCGCUCACUGGCGAAGGGUUUGUACUGGACUAUGGCUUCCUUAU